Messenger RNA from Colletotrichum truncatum, 1398 nucleotides. RefSeq names its product glutaminase. The record is from RefSeq and is a predicted model, not a curated record. Lineage: Eukaryota; Fungi; Ascomycota; Sordariomycetes; Glomerellales; Glomerellaceae. Gene Ontology annotation, biological process: L-glutamine catabolic process. Gene Ontology annotation, molecular function: glutaminase activity.
AUGAAAUCACCGAUUCCCGACUAUCUCAACCAUGUUCUUGAAAAAGCACGACCCAAUGAUUCGGGAGCGCCUGCUGACUACAUAGACACUCUAGCCAGGGCGGACACGUCCAAAUUGGCAGUGGCCCUGGCAAUGGUGGAUGGCAACUUGUACUCAGCCGGAGACGACCAAGUCGAGUUCUCUAUCCAGUCCAUCUCGAAAGCGUUUGUCUAUGCACUGGCAAUUGAAGAUGCAGGGUUGGCACAGGUAUUGGAAAAGAUUGGCGUAGAGCCAUCGGGCGACGCAUUCAACCGGCUGUCACUCGAGCGGGGCACCAACCGGCCCAUGAACCCCAUGAUCAACGCCGGAGCCAUUACUGCCCAUUCUCUCGUCGUAGGACCCAAUGCCACCGUGGAACAGCGGACAGAUCGGAUCCUGAAAACGCUAUCCAGGCUCGCAGGUCGGCAGUUGCACGUAGACGAAGAAGUGUACGAGGCUGAGCUCAAGGAUGCCAACCGCAACAUGGCCAUCGGCUUCAUGCUCAAGGCAGCUGGCAUCAUUUCCUGCGAUCCACAGGAGGUCGUCAGGGGCUACAUUCGCCAAUGCUCGAUUAAUGUCAACGUUCGCGAUCUGGCCCUGAUGGCCGCAACUCUUUGCAACGCCGGCGUACACCCAAUCACCGGCGAGAGCAUUAUUCCUCAAACGAGUGUUCGCCAGGUCCUUUCCGUUAUGACCACUUGCGGCAUGUACGACGCCGCGGGUGACUGGGUUUCCAACGUCGGCAUCCCGGCCAAGAGUGGUGUCGCUGGAGGCAUCAUCGGCGCUCUACCAGGUCAAGUCGGUAUCGCCGCCUUCUCACCCAGGCUUGAUGACCGCGGCAACAGCGUGCGAGGCGUGGCGAUAUGUGAGCAACUGUCGAGGGAUAUGGGUCUGCAUAUGAUGGAAGCCAGCCAAAUCGCCAGGGCCACCGUGCACACAUCAGUGGCAACCAUCGUUGGAGGCGAGGGCGAGCCGCAUACCUCAAACUGCCAAAAAGAAGUCCUCAUUUUCAGUCUUAGAGGUGCGGUUCGCUUCGCAGGUUCCGAGCGCCUUACUAGGGCUAUUACACGCGAACUUGGCCCUCCAAACCCAGACGAUCCUGGCUCUGGAGGUCACGCGAACGCCUGCGCGAUUGUGUUUUCAUUCCGUGACGUAUAUUCUCUGAAUGCAAUCGCACGAAGACUUAUACAUGAGAACAUAGAUCGACUACUCUUGGAUGAUAGGAGCGUCGUUAUUGUCGACCCAUCAGAGGUUCUGCAAAUGGACACGAGUUGUGACGGCAAGACCCGGCAUCCAUUCAUCGUCAAGUCUGAGACCGAGGCGCGGAAUUUCAUCGGAGGAGUAGGCUGCCAAGCUGUUUUCAAGAAUGAAAACUGGUGA